AUGAGGCUCCCCGUGCUCCUGGCUGCCCUGGUGGCAGUGGCCACCUGCACCGAGACCUUCUUUGGGCACCAGGUGCUGCGUGUCGUCCCCCAGAGCGAUGAGGAGCUGCAGAAGGUGCAGGAGCUGCAGGACCUGGAGCAUCUGCAGCUGGAUUUCUGGCUGGCUCCCCGCAAGCUCGGCCUGCCCGUGGACAUCCGCGUGCCCUUCCGCAGCCUGCAGGCCGUCAAGGCCCACCUGGAGGCCUCUGGGCUCUCCUAUUCCAUCAUGAUCGAGGAUGUGCAGAUCUACAACUUCAUGGACAUGCUGGUGGCCGAGAACCCCAACCUGGUGAGCAAGCUGGAGAUUGGCCGCUCGACCGAGAACCGUCCCCUCUACGUGCUCAAGUUCAGCACAGGGGGCACGAACCGCCCGGCCAUCUGGAUCGACACCGGCAUCCACUCCCGCGAGUGGGUGACACAGGCCAGCGGCGUCUGGUUUGCCAAGAAGAUUGUCGAGGAUCACGCGAAUAACGAAGGAGUGGCCUCCAUCCUGGAGACAAUGGACAUCUUCCUGGAGAUUGUCACCAACCCAGAUGGCUUUGCCUACACCCACACCACGGACCGCAUGUGGCGCAAGACCAGGUCCAAGCACGCGGGCGCCAUCUGUGUCGGAGUGGAUCCCAACCGCAACUGGGACGCCGGUUUUGGAGAUGCCGGAGCCAGCUCAAGCUCCUGCUCGGAGACGUACCACGGACCCUACCCCAACUCGGAGCCCGAGGUGAAAUCCAUCGUGGACUUUGUGAAGAGCCAUGGCAACAUCAAGGCUUUCGUCUCCAUCCACAGCUAUUCCCAGCUCCUGCUCUACCCCUACGGCUACACCGAGACCCCGGCACCAGAUGAGCAGGAACUGCACGAGGUUUCUGCCAAGGCUGUGGCAGCUCUGUCCUCCCUGUAUGGCACCAAGUUCACCUACGGCAGCAUCAUCACCACCAUCUACAGAGCCAGUGGAUCGACCGUGGACUGGACCUACAACCAGGGGAUCAAAUAUUCCUUCACCUUCGAGCUGCGGGACACGGGGCGCUACGGGUUCCUGCUGCCCGCCAAGCAGAUCAUCCCCACCGCCCAGGAGACCUGGCUGGCGCUGAAGGUCAUCAUGGAGCACGCCAGGGACAACAUGUACUGA
Molecule: messenger RNA, 1161 nt
Organism: Melozone crissalis (California towhee)
Lineage: Eukaryota; Metazoa; Chordata; Aves; Passeriformes; Passerellidae
Product: carboxypeptidase A1-like
Exons: 10
Coding region: 1-1161 (386 amino acids)
Biological process (GO): proteolysis
Molecular function (GO): zinc ion binding; metallocarboxypeptidase activity
Source: RefSeq, a predicted model, not a curated record